AUGGCCACCAUCCACCUGGGCAAUGCCAGCCCUACGGAAGAUGUCAAGCACAUCGACUUAAAGAAUGCGGCAAUCCAUAUCCGCCCAGUGGCACUGGACACUCCAUCCUUGACGCCCAUAGCUACACCUGAGCCAAUCUCACCUGCAGAGGAACACGCAAUCGCUGGAAAGAACAUGUUCUCACUAGAACGCCCAUGCGACAAGGCAAGAGACUUGGCAGCCAAGCUGACCUUGGACGAACAGAUCUCACUGCUUGCAGGUGCGGACUUUUGGCGGACUGUAGCCAUUCCCGAGAAAGGUAUCCCGUCAAUCAAAACAUCAGAUGGUCCCAACGGCGCCCGGGGAGAGUUUUUCACCAACGGUACACCUGCUGCAUUGUUCCCAUGUGGCAUCUCAAUGGCGGCAACCUGGAACACAGACAUGGUCGAAGAGAUCGGUCGCCAUCUCGGAGAAGAGGCGAAGGCUCGCGGUGCCAAUGUACUUCUCGCUCCCACUGUAGGCAUGCAUCGCUCCCCUCUUGGAGGACGUAACUUCGAAUCAUACUCCGAGGAUCCAUUUCUCACAGGCAAGCUAGCUGCUUCGUAUAUUCGUGGCCUCCAAAGCAAAGGCGUUGCCGCGACGAUCAAGCACUUUCUUGGAAAUGAGCAAGAGACAGAAAGACAAGCGUAUGAUGCUAUCAUCGCUGAGAGGCCGCUCCGUGAAAUUUACUUAAAGCCAUUUGAGAUUGCCGUGCGCGAUGCUACGAAUAUUCAAUCAAGAAUAUUCUCCGCGGCGAGUGGAAUUGGGAUGGGACCAUCAUCUCAGAUUGGACAGGCACAUAUGCUACCGCACCAUCAAUAA
Molecule: messenger RNA, 840 nt
Organism: Plenodomus lingam JN3
Lineage: Eukaryota; Fungi; Ascomycota; Dothideomycetes; Pleosporales; Leptosphaeriaceae
Source: RefSeq, a predicted model, not a curated record